Agrilus planipennis (emerald ash borer) is the source of this 813-nucleotide messenger RNA. It is a transcript of the gene Lamtor3, whose product is annotated as ragulator complex protein LAMTOR3. Bases 230 to 610 code for a protein of 126 amino acids. The record is from RefSeq and is a predicted model, not a curated record. Lineage: Eukaryota; Metazoa; Arthropoda; Insecta; Coleoptera; Buprestidae. The transcript has a single exon. Gene Ontology annotation, cellular component: Ragulator complex. Gene Ontology annotation, biological process: positive regulation of TOR signaling; cellular response to amino acid stimulus.
UACACACGUGUUAAACACUUAAGCAGAUAAUGCAUGUGAAAUUGUGCUAUAUAAAAAUAUAAGAAAUUUAAUGUUAUUAGUGUGUAAAAACCAAGGUAACAACAAAUAGUAUUGUAAAAUAAUCUGGAAUAACUAUAAGAGCUGUACCAACAAAUUAUACGAAUGUUAAGUUAAGUAUCAGAGGCAAAAUAUUUAACAAAAUAAAUAGCUAGCACAGAAAGUUAACAAAAUGGUAGAAGAAAUAAAGAAAAACAUUCUUCAAAUGAUUCAAAAAGUACCAGGUGUUUAUUCUGUGCUUAUAACUGACCGCGAUGGGGUACAAGUGCUGAAAGUCAACACUGACAAGGCCCCUGAAAUCCCCAUGCGUCCAGGGUUUUUAUCAACAUUCGCUUUGGCAGUGGACCAAGGAGGAAAACUUGGUCUAGGAAAAACUAAAACACUUAUUUGCUCAUACCCUCAAUACUUGAUUGUUCAAAUGAACAAGCUGCCCUUAGUAGUUACUUUUAUAGCCAAUAACAGUUGCAAUGUGGGGCACAUUUUGGCAUUGGAAAAGCAGAUAGAACCCACAUUAAGUGUCUUAAGCUUAGCUGUAGGUGAAACAUAUAUGUAAAUAACUUUUCACAGCUCUAGAUCUAAUGAUUUUUUAAAGCUAACUGGCUUUUCUAGAUUAACAUCUAUAUAUAAUAAAUUACAACUAAAUUAAAUUGUAUGUAUUUAAAUAAGUUGUUGUCCUAUUUUUAUGUUUAAAUAAAAAGUUGGGAUAUAAAUGCCUUGUAUGAGUAGGAGUUAAAAUAAAACACUAUAUAAAAACAA